Molecule: messenger RNA, 2241 nt
Organism: Symbiodinium natans
Lineage: Eukaryota; Dinophyceae; Suessiales; Symbiodiniaceae
Source: the annotation of a GenBank genome assembly
AUGGCCCAGCGUGCGGAAGCUGCACACGUGUUCUGGACCUGCGUGGUUGGGAAAGGCCGUGUCUCCAUGCAGUGGGCCUUCGGUCGCUUGGCGGGGGCUGCUCGACGCCAGCUGGUGGGUCGCUCCGUCGCCAUCCAUGCUUUCCUGAAGCUUUUGGCCCGCGCAGCAGCCCGGGCGCUGCGAGGUCACCUCUUCUCCUGGCAGCGUGCCGGAGUUCGCAGCGCACGGUUCGCUGCGGACCUUCGUGGCGUCACCAUCGCAGAGCUGGCAGCAGCGAACAGGAGGCCGAAACUGAUGAAGCGCGUGCUGCAUGCCUGGAAGGCCUCCCUGGCGGCGCCUCGACGCCUCGUCGGGGCACUGGUGGCGCCCACAGCCCAGCGUUUGAGUUGGGCCUUACGCCGCCUCUAUGCCCUCAGUGGCCGGCAGCGGCAGGCGGCCUUGCGGCUGGCGUGCAGCAGCUCCGCCCAGCGGCGGCACCGCCGGCGGCUCCUCUCGCAAGUUUUCACAUCCUGGCGGCGAGACUUCACGCAGGCUGAGCGCCGCCUUCGAGCCCGGAGCCGCAACGCGCAGGUGCGCGCUGGCCUGCGGCUCUCCCGGGAAGCGUUCCAGGCCUGGAUGAAGCUUGAUGUCUACCACCGCCGGCUGCAUCGGCUGGUUGCUGUGCUACGUUCGGGAUGGGGCCGCUCUGGGCUUCGGACAUGGCGGACGCAGGCGGCUCGGCGCGCUGCAAAGGCGACGGCAGAGGUCCUCGGCAAAGAGGCCUUACAUCGGGCCUUGGCGCAGCAGAAGGUCGGCUGCGAGUACUUUGUAGAGGCCCGGAGCCGGGAAUGCGCCAACCGCACAGCGAAGGCGCUGCUCCAUGCCUGGCGCUGUGCGUCUGCAGCAGACAGUGCGGCCAAGGCCCAGCGCAUUGCCGCAGCGCAGUUCUUGAUUCGCACCGUUGCCGGCUACGAGAGGCUCGCGCGGCGAGCUGCGCUUCAACGUUGGCGGGCCGCUGCAGACGUGGCAUGUGUGGAGGCAACCUCGAAGGAAAGGAUGGCAGCUCGCAGCCGGCAUGAGCGGCAGCAACAGAUGCAGAAUGGGUUGCGCAUUCUUGCAACUGUCGUGAAGCACCGCGUGCAGAUGGCCCUAGCCCAGGCUUUCCAUGGCCAGUGGCGGGCCUGCCGAUGGCAAGCCAUGGUUCGAGCGCUGGAUGCUUCCGCGCUGAGGGACCAGCGUCGCAUGCGAGCUGAGGCUGAGACCCUUCGGGCGCAGGUGGUGGCAUGCCGUGAGGAGGCGUACGAGAUGCGUGCCCGAACAGCGGCGGAGGAAGUGCGUGGCGAUCGCACACGUGAAGAAGCACAGGAGAUCGUGGAAGCCGUGAGGCGAGAACGUGCAUCCCAGGCAGAAAAGAUUGCAGAACUGCGAAGUUCUGAAAGAGAGGCCUUGGAGGAAUCGCAGGAUCUCCGCGAGAGGCUGGAUGACGCCCUUUCCCACGUCAAUCGCCUCGAGGGUGCGAAGCAGAGCACCCUCGAAGAUCUCCGCAUGCUCCACACAGAGCUCGAUGAAGCUCGCGAGAGGGGCGAGGAGCUCUCGAAGGCAGAAGUGCAGCGAGAGCGUGCGCAUCACGAGCAGGUGCAGACGCUGCAGCAGCAAGCCCUGCUUGCACAGAAUGCUGCUCGCGACCAAGAGGCCGCAUUCCGGCGCCAGCUGGAUCUAGCGCAGAAGGAGGCCAACGACGCUACGCACAGCUCUGAAAAGACAUGGGAGCUGAGGCUGCAGGAGAAGGAGCGUGCCUGCGAGCUACAGACAUCCAUUGCUGAAGAUCAGGAGAGGAACAUCCGCCACCUCGAAAGCCUCCUCAAGGAGCAAGGAGACCAGCUGACAAAGGAGCGGAGUGAUCACAUGAGGGGCUUGGACCAGUUGCGAGCCUCAACCGCCCUGUCGGAGUCGAAAACCUGUCUCCUCCAGGAGCAGGUGGUUGCUCUCCGGCAACAGCUGCGGCGUGAGCAUCAGGAGCUCUUGGCAUCUGAAAAAGCAUGGUCUAGUGACCGGGCAGCAUUGUUGUCCGCCGUGGCCUCUCAGGGAGAGCCCGUGGCCCUGCGGGCACUGCCUCCUCCGGCACGCAGCCGCAGCUCCUCCGCCAGUCGGCGCAAGGCUUCGCCAAGUCCCAAAGAUCAAGGUCCUGGCUCAGUCUCAGCCGUCCGGUGCCCCUGGCAUGGUCCUGGCGCUUCAAAAAAGUUGGCUCCAGCGCUGAUGUGA